Molecule: messenger RNA, 881 nt
Organism: Phymastichus coffea
Lineage: Eukaryota; Metazoa; Arthropoda; Insecta; Hymenoptera; Eulophidae
Exons: 6
Coding region: 1-783 (260 amino acids)
Source: RefSeq, a predicted model, not a curated record
AUGAAUAACAAACAAGAAAUUGAUGAUGAUCAUUUACCUCCAUCCAAAAAGAUUAAAAAUAUUCCUUUUUCAACAACAGAAUAUUUAAAAAAAAAAUUAUCUGUGGUUGGUUAUAUUGAAGAUAUUCUUGGAGAAUCUACACAUGUAAAUAGAGAAAAACAAAAUGAAUUUCAUGUAUUCAAAUUCUUGCUAAAUAAUAACGAUGGCUGUACAAUAGUCUGCCACAUUUACAACAAUUUAAUUAACAAGUUCAAAUCACAUUCAGGCAUGAAAAUAAAUCAGAAAAUUAUUAUUGAAAAUGCAGCAAUAGUAGAAACCAAAUUCUAUUCCCAGGGUAACCUACCAUGGAAUAUUAAUUUACAAUUUUAUACCGUUAUUUCUGAUCGUGGACCCUUUGGAGUAUCUAAAUAUGUAAUUCCAAAAGUCAAAUUUAAUGAUUUGGCUUCAAAAAGAGGGAUGAUAAAAGUAAAUGGGUAUCUACGCAGUCCUUUUAUUCAAAAAAAUGAUAACAAUGAAUACGAAUACAUUAGUGGUCUUGCUCACAAAAAGAGAAAAUUAGACUUAGUAUUAAUAAAAGAUGAAGGGAAAUCAAUUAACUUUAUUAAAGGAUCAAAAUUGGAAGUAUUAGGUGAUCUACAAGAAAGUGGAAAAACAUUAGUCUUACGCGUGAAAACUCUCGAUCACAUCAAAAUUCUUUCUGACGAUGAUUAUAUGACUGAACAAGACCUUCUCGUUGCUAACGAAAUAUUUACAAUACAACCCAAAGACGAAACAAAGGAAUAAUUCAUAUAAAAAUUGUCUAAACUAACCAUGAAUUACAGUAAUAAGUUGGAGUGAAAUAUCGUUGUAAAUUUACUAACAGUAUCAAUGUAAAAACACUA